Molecule: messenger RNA, 1665 nt
Organism: Sugiyamaella lignohabitans
Lineage: Eukaryota; Fungi; Ascomycota; Dipodascomycetes; Dipodascales; Trichomonascaceae
Gene: PGM2
Product: phosphoglucomutase PGM2
Exons: 1
Coding region: 1-1665 (554 amino acids)
Biological process (GO): carbohydrate metabolic process
Cellular component (GO): cytosol
Molecular function (GO): magnesium ion binding; phosphoglucomutase activity
Source: RefSeq, a predicted model, not a curated record
AUGACUGUGGUAUCGACCAAAGCGUUUGAGGGCCAGAAGCCCGGUACUUCUGGUCUUCGUAAGAAGGUCACUGUGUUCCAGCAACCUCAUUAUACUGAGAACUUUGUUCAGGCUAUUCUUUCGUCGAUUCCUGAGGGUAGUGAGGGUGCUACUCUUGUGGUUGGUGGAGAUGGCCGUUUCUACAAUAAGGAAGUGAUUCAGAUCAUUAGUGAGAUCAGUGCUGCCAAUGGCGUCAAGAAACUCAUUAUUGGCCAGAACGGACUUCUUAGUACUCCUGCUGCUUCACAUGUCAUUCGAAAGAGAAAGGCUACUGGUGGUAUUAUUUUGACCGCUUCACACAACCCUGGUGGUCCCACUAAUGAUUUCGGUAUCAAGUAUAAUCUUGCUAAUGGUGGCCCUGCUCCUGAAUCAGUCACUGACAAAAUCUACGAGGUUACCAAAACCAUUUCUGAAUACAAGACUUUAAAGGGUGCAGACUUCCCUCAAGUCAAUCUGUCUAAAAUCGGAGCCGCUACUUAUGGUCCUUUAGAGGUCGAGAUUAUUGAUACUGUUGAGGACUACUUGCUUCUUGUCAAGGAGAUCUUUGAUUUCGAUCUUAUUAAGUCGUUCUUGAAAUCCAAUCCUGAUUUCACUAUUCUAUUUGAUGCUCUUAACGGUAUCACUGGUCCUUAUGGUAAAGCCAUUUUCAUUGACGAAUUGGGCUUGGCUGCUAGCUCUGUUCAAAAUGCUGUUCCAAAGACUGAUUUCGGUGGUCUUCAUCCUGAUCCAAAUCUUACCUAUGCUCAUACUUUGGUUGAGCGUGUGGACAAGGAAAAAACUCCCUUUGGUGCUGCCAGUGAUGGUGACGGUGAUAGAAAUAUGAUCUAUGGAGCCAACUCGUUUGUUUCUCCUGGUGACUCGGUUGCUAUUAUUGCCCACCAUGCUGACAAGAUCCCUUACUUCCGCAAUGGCGGUGUCAAUGGACUUGCUAGAAGUAUGCCCACUUCGGGUGCUAUUGAUCUCGUUGCUAAGGCCAAGGGUCUCAAGUGUUACGAGGUUCCUACUGGAUGGAAGUUUUUCACUGCUCUGUUUGAUUCUAAGCAAUUAUCCAUCUGUGGUGAAGAGUCUUUCGGCACUGGAUCCGAUCAUAUCAGAGAAAAGGAUGGUCUGUGGGCUAUUGUUGCUUGGUUGAAUAUCAUUGCCGGUGUUGCCAAGGAAGAUCCCUCUAAGGCCAGCAUUGCUGCUAUUCAGCACGAUUUCUGGAACACUUAUGGCCGUACUUUCUUCACUCGUUAUGAUUAUGAGAACGUCUCCUCUGAAGGUGCUGCCAAGGUUGUUGCUAACUUGAAGUCUCAAAUUGAAUCUCCUUCGUUUGUCGGUUCUAAGGUCGACAAUUUAGAAGUCACUGAGGCUGGUGACUUCUCGUACACCGACCUUGAUGGUUCCGUUUCCAAGAACCAGGGUCUGUACGUCAAGUUCAAGGGUGGUUCCCGUAUUGUCGUUAGACUUUCCGGAACUGGCUCGUCUGGUGCCACUAUCCGUCUUUACAUUGAACGUCACGAGAGCGACAAGUCUCUGUUCUCCCAGGACGCCCAAGAUUAUCUCAAGGAAACCAUCUCUUCUGCUGUCAAUUUCCUCAAGCUGAAGGAGUUUGUUAACCGUGAAGAGCCCGAUGUCCGCACUUAA